AUGAAAAGCACUGGCUCAGAAUGGUUUCCAGUCUUGGUUGUUUGUAUGGCAGCAUUUCUUUCACAGGAUGUUCACGGCAUCCAAACACAGCUGAGUGGGUCGUGGUUUGGAAGGGUGGAAGUCUUGCGAGAGGAUACCAACCAGUGGGGGACAAUAUGCAGAAAUGACUUCACAGAUUCUGAAGCAGCAGCCGUCUGCAAGUCGCUGAAUUACGCUACAGGGAAAUCCGUGAACACGUGGCUUCACCAAGCAUCUCGACCAAUCCACUUUGACCAGGUGUCAUGUGGGAAUGGGUCACAUGACAACAUCGGGACAUGCUUGUAUGGAGGUGUUCCAUUGGACAAUUUAAAUAUCACCGAAUGGGGAGAUUUUUCGUCAUUGAAUUGUGAGGAUGCAGUUGUUUUUUGCUGGAAUGUCUCAGAACCGGAAUUUCGUCUAGUUCCUGGGCCAAAUUAUGGCCGCGUGGAGAUGGCCAUUGAUGGAAAUUGGGGCACGAUUUGUUCCAGACAUUGGCACUGGCAGGACGCAAGAGUUCUGUGCAAGGAACUGGGAUUUAUAGGUUGCGGAUACUUGUUUUAG
Lingula anatina is the source of this 579-nucleotide messenger RNA. RefSeq names its product scavenger receptor cysteine-rich type 1 protein M130. The record is from RefSeq and is a predicted model, not a curated record. Lineage: Eukaryota; Metazoa; Brachiopoda; Lingulata; Lingulida; Lingulidae. Gene Ontology annotation, cellular component: membrane.